Messenger RNA from Neospora caninum, 2265 nucleotides. RefSeq lists its product as hypothetical. The record is from RefSeq and is a predicted model, not a curated record. Bases 1 to 2265 code for a protein of 754 amino acids. Gene Ontology annotation, cellular component: Golgi membrane; endoplasmic reticulum membrane. Gene Ontology annotation, biological process: ceramide biosynthetic process. Lineage: Eukaryota; Apicomplexa; Conoidasida; Eucoccidiorida; Sarcocystidae. The transcript has a single exon. Gene Ontology annotation, molecular function: sphingomyelin synthase activity; ceramide cholinephosphotransferase activity.
AUGCAGAAGCUGUCGUGUUUCGGAGGCCCUAAUGCCGUCAGGCACACUGUGCACACCGAAGUCGCGCAACAAAGUGUCUCCUCCACUUCGGACUCGGCCAGGGAGACCUGCGGCUCUGUUGUGACGUGUGAGAGGCGAACGACGUGCGACACCAUCGCCGUUCGUUCAGGCGCCGAGCAGGUUGCCUUCGCUCUUGAAGCACUUGCUGCAAACGCGUGCUCUGUCUUGACUCCUCAGUCGACCCCGCUGGCGGCCUCGCGCCAAACGAGGAUCGGUACUCCGAGGGGGGUGAGCCAUGCGGAAGAUGAAUCGGAUCCGUCGAUGUGGGCCUCCACGGAAGGCCCCCAGGCAGGCGCGCGCUCGGGAGAGCCGAGUGCAGAACGCGGCGCGUGCCGCGCUCGGCACCAAGGCAGCCGGGAGAGGGCGGGUUCGCGACGCCUUGACUUGCUGAGUUUGGCGACACGAAAGCUGAGGCCCCAGAGCGCGCAGCGAAUGCCAUGUUUCUGGAUUGCACCGGAGCAGGAGCGUCCCGCACAUUUCUUCUUCAUCCGCAUUCUGUGGUUGUUUGUGUACUUCCUGGUUGUCGACGUUGUCAUGUCUGUCGUCGGCGUCAGCUCAGACUAUUUCUACAUGCUGGAUCCGCAGCCGCAGCUGAAGGACCGCGUGCACGACUGGAUCUUUGGAGGGAAGCCGCCAGCAGCGCUGUCCCAGGUAGUCGCAGACAGUCUCACUGUCUCCUUAAUCGUCAUCACUGGGAUUCGACACCUCUUCUUUGUGCGCAUGCCCCUAAGUAUCAUGAUUGUCUACCGCUGCAUUGCCAUCAUCAUAUCCGUCUACGUGCUUCGGACCAUCGCCAUUUUUGUAACGACGAUGCCGGCUCCUGUCGAAGAUUGCACGCCGUCCGACAUUGGCACGGCCAGCGGGUUCAUGAUGCAAGCAUUCUUGGCAGCGUCUUUCCAAACUUCCCUCUGUACAGACAUGAUCAUCUCUGGACACACGCUGACCACGGCUAUAUGCAUGGCGACAUGGCUCUUCUACAACAACUGCAAUAAGCACGACAACCCCGAAAAAGACAUCAUCCUCUUUUACUUCCUCCGAGACAAAAUCCGCGCUCGGUGGACCCGCUGCGUUUCCCGCUGGUGCGGUCGAUUGGCUCGGCGCAGCCGCAAAGAUCCCAGAGACAAGGCAACAGGCAAAGCCGGUGCCGGAGGGCGAGACAAGUCAGUCGAAUGGAAACCGCUCGGCGGUUUCGAGAGCUCGAGUAACGUAGGAAUGGUCGAUUUAACGGCGCGCAGGGGUCUCGAUCUGCAUACCAACACAAGCGACACGGAGAAGGGCGUUUUCCGAAACAACGCUGACGGCGAGGGCUGCGGCAGGAGUCGGUCUGAAGGCCUGGCUGUUGAGGCCGGCUUGAAAGAGGAACUCGAAAUCGUGAUCGACGCCGAGGGCAGCUCUGCAGCGCACGACGUGGCCCAGAGAGAGUUCCAGUGCGGGCGGUGUGACGCACGAGGACAGGCGAGCGAGCCGGCUGGGACGCGGGAAAAUCUCUCUGUAGAGGUUCCCAACAAGGAGGCAUUCAAACAGAAAGAGGGAAGGCUUUCCUCCGCCCCUCGAGGAGGGAGCAGCGAAGGAGAACGGCAGGCACCGCGUGGGAAUUUCUCUCGGCCGUACUCCUCGGAUUUGGAGAUCGGCCGGAAGAAGCAGACCACUUCUUGCGGGUGGUUCCAGACUUUCUGGGCCACGGUGUGCGAGUGGAACCUGCUGGGUGUCUACUGUCUCCUCCAUGGCGCCGUGAACAUUAUUAUCAUCGAUUUUUCCUUCUGCCACUACACCGUGGACAUCUGUUUCGGCCUUCUCGUGGCAUUUGCAAUCUACACUGCAUACCACAUGAUUCUGUCUCUCCUCUGGGCGGAAAGAGCGGAGUCUCUGCGGCGUGUUUCGACGGGCCCUCUGGCCUCGCCCGGAGACGGGAUGAUGAGAAAUCCUUCCGCCCUCCUCGCCGGCUGCCUACACACUGGAACUUCCCUCUCGUUCGGCGAAUCGCAUGGCGACGCCGAAAUCCUGCUGCAGCCACAAGGAUGUCACGCGGGAACCACGAGACCGCAUGCCGCGGGGGGGGCGACCAAGCCUGAGCGCACGUUAGCAGACGGCCUGCGUGGAGAAGCCGUUAGUGGCCCUCUGUCUUUUUCUGCAACGGCGAUUUUGGACUUCCCACUCGUUCGUUUUCCAGCCUUCUUGAUCAGGAGACUGGAAGGGAUGGAUUGA